AUUCUCAGCGGGGCGUCUGGAAUCUGGGUCCUAAUGGUUCCCUCGGACUCGCAUGAUCUGGGCGAUUCCUGGAUAGAAGUCACUCCACAAAGUUUGGGUUACAACCAAAAUGGUUCUAGUUAUUCAGGUUCCCAGGAGCCUGGGGGUCUCCAUACCAUAGUUGAAGAAAGGUUACUAAGUCUCUUCCUCUCAGAAGCCCAAGAACAUUCAGACAGGGCAAGCGAUGGUUCUCUGCCUAGCCCAUUAUCACACGACGAACUUCACAGUGGUGAUACAUCUGAACAAUCUCACUCUACGUAUCAAAAUAUAAGUAUGACCAAAUUCCCCACUGCGAGUUUUCCAACUGACUUUCCAGUUACAAGCUCUGGAGAAUGGGCUAGUCGACCUGAAAUUGGAGCGUACACUGCACUGGCAUGUCAGACAAAUGAUUCUAAAGAAAGCGUAUCCAGUCCUCCUAAUUGCUCAUCUCCAAUUAACGGCUCGUGGUAUCUACGCAACUCGGCUUUUAUGAAAUCGCGUUUCAUUGGUUGGUUGCUUGAUCAUAUUCCAAAUAUAUUAAGCCAUGCGACUACAUUCCUGUUGGGAGCAAUUACAUGAGAAUUCAACAAAUGAACUUCACAAACUUAUUACUAAAUAAUGCGUGAAAUCCAUUGUGGUGUGUGCUACUGAUGUCGACAGAUAUAGGUACUAUGUAUCAUCAAUUGAAAGUAAAAUGCCUGGAGGCAGAAGGUCAAGGAGAUCAAAGAAAAGAGAACGAGAACAAAGAAUGGUUGGUGUAGAAAUGAAAGAACAUUGAAGUCUGAGACAAUUGUUUGACAGUUUGUAAAUGAAGUAUUUACUGUAUGAUUCUCAGAUUUCACUAAAAUGUUCUGUAAUUUU
Molecule: messenger RNA, 879 nt
Organism: Schistosoma curassoni
Lineage: Eukaryota; Metazoa; Platyhelminthes; Trematoda; Strigeidida; Schistosomatidae
Source: the annotation of a GenBank genome assembly